AUGUGCUACCAGAAGCUCAAGGCCAUUGUUUUCCAAGACCAAAUCACUCCAAUUCUUGCCGAAUCGGUCACCAUGAAUAACCUAACCAACCUUGGCGAGUUCUGCGGCCCAGCUGUUGAUGCAGCAACCAUCAUGACCUGUUGCAAAUGUGGUCAAAACACUUCUCUCAUUGCGGGUGCGCCAGGAGCCACCUCUUGCAAUAGCUGUGGUCACUAUGAAUGUAACGACUGCGAUUUCAAUUAG
Messenger RNA from Botrytis deweyae, 243 nucleotides. RefSeq lists its product as uncharacterized. NCBI's taxonomy places the organism in Eukaryota, Fungi, Ascomycota, Leotiomycetes, Helotiales, Sclerotiniaceae. The transcript has a single exon. Bases 1 to 243 code for a protein of 80 amino acids. The record is from RefSeq and is a predicted model, not a curated record.